ACUUCUGCGACGUAAGAUCCACAUCAGCUCAACUCCACUCACAUCCCAGCCGCACUUCCUCACUUUCUCAACUGUCUCGCCCCACACCGCUCCCUGCCUCCUUUUUGGCUGGUUAUAGAGCAGAAUUCAGCACCCCCCGCCCCUCCUGAGAGCUGGCUUCCUGCUAGGUCGGGCUUUCGGGCUCUUUUCCUACUGCCCGUCGCUCGCUUGCAAGAAGGCUGGAUGGUUACACCGGGCAGGUUGGCUCCAUAAUGUUAGGGACUGUGAAAAUGGAAGGGCAUGAAACCAGCGACUGGAACAGCUACUACGCCGACACUCAGGAGGCCUAUUCCUCGGUGCCCGUGAGCAACAUGAACUCGGGGCUGGGCUCCAUGAACACCAUGAACACCUACAUGACCAUGAACACCAUGACGACGAGCGGCAACAUGACCUCCAGCUCCUUCAACAUGUCCUACGCCAACACGGGGCUGGGGGCUGGGCUGAGUCCCGGUGCCGUGGCCGGUAUGCCGGCAGGCUCGGCGGGGCCCGUGAACGGCAUGCCGGCCGGCGUGGCCGCCAUGGGCACGGCGCUGAGCCCCGGUGGCAUCAACGCCAUGUCUGCCCAGCCGGCCCCCAUGAAUGGGCUGAGCCCCUACGGCGGCAUGAACCCCUGCAUGAGCCCCAUGGCCUACACCCAGUCCAACCUCGGCAGGACACGGGACGCUAAGUCCUUCAAGCGGACCUACCCCCACGCCAAGCCGCCCUACUCCUACAUCUCCCUCAUCACCAUGGCCAUCCAGCAGGCACCCAGCAAGAUGCUGACGCUGAGUGAGAUCUACCAGUGGAUCAUGGACCUUUUCCCCUACUACCGACAGAACCAGCAGCGCUGGCAGAACAGCAUCCGCCACUCGCUCUCUUUCAAUGACUGCUUCGUCAAGGUGGCCCGCUCCCCCGACAAGCCCGGCAAGGGCUCCUAUUGGACCCUGCACCCCGACUCUGGCAACAUGUUUGAAAACGGCUGUUACCUCCGCCGGCAAAAGCGCUUCAAGUGCGAGAAGCCGGCGAACAGUAAAGCCACUCAGGAGGGCAGGAAAGAUCAGGCCGGGGCCUCUAGUUCAAGCUCCAACUCCCCCCUGCACAGAGGCCACAACAAACCUGCGCAGCUGGACACGGCCACCUCUCUCUCCAGCUCCAACCCGUCCACCAGCCCCCAGUCUAUGGACCACAGUGGAUCAAGCACGGAGCUAAAGACCUCGGCCUCGGCCGCCUCCUCCACCAUCAGCUCUGUACCCACCUUGGCCUCCGUCCCACACCCCCCUCACUCAUUAGCCCACGAACCCCAGCUCCACCUCAAGGGUGAUCCCCACUACUCCUUCAACCACCCGUUUUCCAUCAACAACCUCAUGUCCUCCUCGGAGCAGCAGCACAAGCUGGACUUCAAAGCCUACGAGCAGGCGCUGCAAUAUUCCUCUUACGGGGCCAGCAUCCCCGGCGGGCUGCCCCUGGGCAGCGCCUCCAUGGCUGGCCGGAGCAGCAUCGAGCCCUCGGCCCUAGAGCCCUCCUAUUACCAAGGUGUGUAUUCCAGACCCGUGCUAAACACCUCCUAGCUGUGCAACCCCCGCCGCCGGGGCCGAGACCCCUCCUCCCUUUCCUGGCUUCUCUCCCCGCUUUCCCUGAGACAGACCAAGGUGUUUCUGCACGCUGCGUGCAAAGGACUGUUACUUUUUAAUUGUCUCGCAACGCGUUGUGUGUUGUUAUGAUCCACCACGACCUCCUGCAAAGCCGGCCGCGUCCCGCUUGUACAUACUCCCUCCGUCCCCCGCCGCCCAGCCCCUCUCCCCGGAGACCUCCCCAGCCUAUGCAGGGUGUUAUUAAAAAGAAGAAAAAAAUGUUGAGCUUGUAAACUACUUGUUUGUGCUUUCUGCCCCCUCGUCUCCCUCCCUUAUGUGUUCUAUACUCUCAUGUAAGUUUACAGGUAUGUGGCAAUACUUUAACAAUACGGAGAUGAAGAAGCGAGUAGACAUUUAAGACUUUUUUUUUUUUUUAAUUAAAAAGGCUUUGAAGGACAAUACUGCUGUGAAGUAGCAAAACACUAAGAGAAUCUCUAAGCAACAAGAGAACUAUUUACUUUCUCGGACCAUCCUUUUGAUACUUGCAAAACAAACCUUCGGCUACUACAACCCGCAUAAAACCCAGAUGCUGCGGGCCGGAUCCUGCACUCCCGAGGGGACCAACUGGAGCUUUGGAGUGCAGGAUGCGACCCUUGUCUUUUACCAGGUGUUUUCCAAGUGUUUUGGGAUGUAACAUAAAGUUACAAGAGGUCACAGCCAGUUGGAUUUUUUUUCCUUCCCAUCUGUUACUGAAGAUUCUAGUUCAUCAGGAACUCUCAUCAACAUGUGGAUGACAUACUUAUUUAAUUUGUCUUCAUUGUGUACCAGCUAGAACUGUGUAUCUAUAACCAGGUUAUUUCCCCCCUGCCCUAGGAAACAUUGACUACUACACUGAUGCAAGGAAAAGAGGACAACUCUGUCUCUCUCCCCUUUUCAAACUUGUCUAUUUUUUUUUUUGUGGCCGUUUAAUUAUCGCCAUCGUUAGCUUAUUUCAUCCAGUGUUAUUGCACUUUCCACAGUUUUACACGGUAUUAGCAUAGCCAGACGGGUUUUAUUAUUAUUCCUGUUCGCUGUUUCAAUGUUCUUAAUUUAUUGCAUGGUUUAUAUUGUUUUCUUUCUUUACAGCUGGAAAUUGCUUUAAAUGACCGUAAAAAAAAAUAAUUACACGUGAAUUUAAGAAAUUUUGUUAAUUUUAUAAAUGUGAUUGUAAUUGAAAAAAAUAUUUUGAUUUAAAACGAUAACUGAGAAUUUAAUGCGUGAAGUAUGUUUUUGAUCAUUUGCAGUUAAGGACUUUAAAUAAAUCAAAUGUUAUCAAUGAAA
Messenger RNA from Poecile atricapillus (Black-capped chickadee), 2909 nucleotides. It is a transcript of the gene FOXA1, whose product is annotated as forkhead box A1. The record is from RefSeq and is a predicted model, not a curated record. The transcript is spliced from 2 exons. Gene Ontology annotation, molecular function: RNA polymerase II cis-regulatory region sequence-specific DNA binding; transcription factor binding; DNA-binding transcription factor activity, RNA polymerase II-specific. Gene Ontology annotation, biological process: anatomical structure morphogenesis; regulation of transcription by RNA polymerase II; cell differentiation. NCBI's taxonomy places the organism in Eukaryota, Metazoa, Chordata, Aves, Passeriformes, Paridae. The coding region runs from base 252 to 1586 and encodes 444 amino acids.